Molecule: messenger RNA, 2006 nt
Organism: Anneissia japonica
Lineage: Eukaryota; Metazoa; Echinodermata; Crinoidea; Comatulida; Comatulidae
Product: CD151 antigen-like
Exons: 8
Coding region: 191-937 (248 amino acids)
Cellular component (GO): membrane
Source: RefSeq, a predicted model, not a curated record
UAUAGGCGCUCUGUAAGUUGCGUACACAGGGCGUGUAGUGCAAAAGGUUCAAAGCUCGACGUAAUCUCACUUACCCUUCCAAACUGUAAUAAGCUGUUACUUCAAGACAAACCUCUACUGUUUACAAUAACUGUUUACUGUUAUUUUAUACCAUAUUUAUUUUAAUACUGCGCAAAGUUAACAUUUCAUCAUGGUUGCUGGAUGUGGUAUGAAGAUUGUGAAGCUGCUUAUGUUUGCAAUCAAUUUCACACUCUGGGCCGCAGGAUGUGUGAUACUCGGUCUUGGUGCAUGGAUCAAAGCAUAUGAAAGUGAAUAUCAAGACUUGUUAGGCAGUGAAAACAUACAAGCCGUUACGAUUAUUAUGAUAUGCACUGGUUGUGCCAUCUUCGCCAUAGGUUUUUGCGGAUGUUGCGGCGCUUGGAAGGAGAGACCUAUUUUUCUGAAAAUUUAUUUUGUGUUGGUCAUUGCGGCUAUCAUUACUGAAUUAGUGGCUGGAAUAAUGGCUUUAGUCUAUAGAGAUGACGUGUUCAACGACAUCAACGGACAAUUGAGCAAUCAACUGGAAACCCAAUACGGGGAGGCUACUGCAAUAACCAAUAGUAUCGACAAACUUCAAGAAGAUCUUCUAUGCUGUGGUGCCACUAACUACACAGACUACGCUUACUCGGAAUGGGCUAAAGAAAACCCGGCAACAGCUGUCCCAAUAUCUUGCUGUAAGAAACCUCCUUCAAAAACUUGCAAUGCCGGCGUUCCAGGACAGCCAGACGAUGUGAAUGGCAUUUAUGUAAAAGGUUGCGUUGACGAAAUGAGUAGCUGGAUAAAUGAUAAUCUAACAGUACUUGGGGGCGUUUGUCUUGGCCUUCUUGGCGUUCAGUUUUUGGCGUUGAUGUUCUCCUGCUGUUUGAUUCAAGCAAUUGAAAGAGACAGAAAGGACUGACUUUCUACCAUCAAGUAUAUUUGUUAAUCGAAUUAUAAUAUCAAUAUAGCUCUAUUUAUGUGACAUAAUUAUUUUGAGAUUAGACCUACUCACCAAGCCUGCUCAACAGCUCAUACAAUAAUGUGGCAAUAGUUCACUUCGAGAUGUCAUUUCAUACGGUACCAGUUGUGUUUUAUUAAGUAGAUCUGUUUUAAGCAUAAGACGCUUCAAAGGUUAAAAUUCUCAAGGCAUAUUUUUUUCUUAUUAUUGUGCAUCAAUAUUUAAUAUAAUUAAGUACGAAGUCAAAGUGCUUCACAUAAAAAAAAUAAAAGAUUAAUAUUUUUCAGCAAAUUUAUAUUUACAUGAUUUUUGUAACCAUUAUAAAAGCACAGAAACAACGCAAGUAGGAGGAAAUUCAAGUGGUUAAAGAACUUCAGGAAUCACAAUCGUAAAACAUUAAACUGCCCCCUAUCUUUAAAAAUAUGCAGGAAGUUUUUUUCUAUGUGGUAUGCAAACACAAACAGUCCACGAUUUAUUGAUAUUAUUCAGAGACAAGCUCCAUUCAUUUCUAAAUCAACGUUCUACAUAGGCCUAAUACUUAUGUCAAUUCAACGUUCAAUAAAAGAGCAGUAUACAUUCCAUGUAAAAUUACACGUGUAUAUAUUUGAAAACUUACACGAUAUAAAUAUUAAAUAUAUAUGUUUGUUUUUUUAUUGUUAUGCAAAUACUUAUGUAUACAUUUGUUAAACAUUUAUACAUAUACCAUGCGGAGGCUUUUUGGCCAAUGAAGCUUCAUUUAAUAGGCAAUGAUAAUAUAUUAUAUUCAUUGAUCAUGUUAAUAAUAAUAUUUACAUUUCGAAAUUAUAAGCAUUGGAAUAGUAUCAAAUAUUUUUGACAAUAUUUACAUUUUAUUUUUGUUGUAUAAACUAUUGAAUAAAACCAGACUACAGAAUAUGCAUGAAGAGGUUCGACUACGGGGUUUCUGCAAAAUGGAAUCCUAUUAAUGAAUAGGUGUUUAAGCUACUACCACAAGCUAGAGGACGUCCUGCAAAAGAAAUGAUACACGUAAAAACCAAAGAUAACAAAAAAA